Panthera uncia (snow leopard) is the source of this 681-nucleotide messenger RNA. RefSeq names its product alpha hemoglobin stabilizing protein (gene AHSP). The coding region runs from base 93 to 371 and encodes 92 amino acids. NCBI's taxonomy places the organism in Eukaryota, Metazoa, Chordata, Mammalia, Carnivora, Felidae. Gene Ontology annotation, molecular function: hemoglobin binding. Gene Ontology annotation, cellular component: cytoplasm. The record is from RefSeq and is a predicted model, not a curated record. Gene Ontology annotation, biological process: protein folding; protein stabilization; erythrocyte differentiation. The transcript is spliced from 3 exons.
UGACUCCUUGUCUACAUUUAGCUUAGAGAGGGACAUACAUACCCUGGAAAGUGUGGGUGAGACGUACAUAGCACUGUUGGACCUGAAGGCAGAUGGCCCUUCUUCAAGCCAAUAAGGAUCUCAUUUCCAAAGGAAUGAAGGAAUUUAAUAUUCUGCUGGAUCAGCAGGUCUUUCCUAAUCCUUCUAUCCCUGAAGAAGCCAUGGUGACUAUAGUGGAUGACUGGGUGAACUUCUACAUCAACUAUUACAGGACACAGGUGGUGGGGGAGCAGCAAGAGCAGGAAAGGGCUCUACAGGAACUUCAGCAAGAGCUAAAUACUCUGUCUGCCCCUUUCCUGGCCAAAUAUAGGGCCUUCCUGAAGUCCUUGUGAACAUCUGAAUCACCCACUGCCUUCUUUCUAGCCUGGAAAUCCAGGCCUACAUCCAUAAGAAGCCCUUAUAUCCUUCCUCUGUGUUCUUCAAGUGCUCAGGCUCUGACAUUUCAUGGUGUUACUCUACCUUGACACUUUAAUAAAGACUAAAUUGGUUUGCUGGUCUUCCUAGCUAUUCUGUUCUUUUUCAGUUGUCCAUCCCUGAUUUGUGUAAGCAGUUGGUUCCUUUUCCUUUAGCUCUGCUUUCUAGAUAUGAUCCUGGAUACUUAAUUCCUUAGAGCAGAGGAUAGUAGCCUUAAGUAACCACUGG